Candida albicans SC5314 is the source of this 2367-nucleotide messenger RNA. RefSeq lists its product as uncharacterized. The coding region runs from base 1 to 2367 and encodes 788 amino acids. The record is from RefSeq and is a predicted model, not a curated record. The transcript has a single exon. Lineage: Eukaryota; Fungi; Ascomycota; Pichiomycetes; Serinales; Debaryomycetaceae.
AUGUAUUUCCCAAUCAUUGUAUGGUUAUAUGUAUCUAUCACUUUUGUGGUUGCCAAUUAUGGUUUUGAUCAAUGGACAAAUGAUGAUUUAAAACAAUUUUUAAAAGAACGUAAAGUUGCAUUCAAUGAUGCCUUGGAGAAUCCAAAAUUAAUUAGUUUGGCUAAUGAAGAAGCUAAGAAAUUAGAAAAAGGUUACAAGAAAGUUACUGAAGAAUUAAAUAACAAUUUGAAUCCUCCAGAUGAUUCAUUAAAUGAUUAUUUGAAUUUUGAUUACUUAUUUGGGAAAAGAAAAGAAAAUUAUUCAAUUAAAGAAUGGAUUUUUGAAAGUUGGCCAGUAACCAGUUUGCAAACUUUUUUAACUCAAAAUAAUAUCCAAUAUAGUGCAAAGGAUACCAAAGAUGAUUUAAUCAAUAAGGUUAAAGAUCAAUUUGAUUCUAUUUCUAAGAAAAAUCAUGGGUCUAGUUUUUAUCCUGGCAAUUGGUUAUAUGAAUCUUGGUCAGAAAAUGAUUUGAAAGAUUGGUUGAAAUCUUAUGGCAUUGAAUUUAAUCCUAGUUCAACAAAGGAUCAAUUGGUUGAAAAAUUAAAAGAAUUUAGUUAUCAAGCCACUCAUUCAAUUAGAGAUUCCAAAGAAUCUUUAUUUGAUUCAUUGGAUUUAUUUGAUAAAACCAUUUUUGAUAAAAAAGGUCAAAUUGAAGAUGAAUUUUUCCAAACUUGGUCAUAUUCUCAAUUACGUGAAUGGCUUUAUUUACAUGGAUUUAUUGACACUAAACCAGGAAUUUACGUUGAAGAUUUGGAUAAGGAAAAAUUAGUCAAGAUUGCCCAAAGUUAUAAGAAAUGUUUGUUGAGUGACAUUCAUACUUGGUUGGCAAACACUGAAAAGAAGUCUCAACCUUGGAUCACAAAGGGAGAACAAAAGUCUCAGAAAAAGAAGGGUAGUAAUUUGAUUAAUGAUACAUUCUUUGUUGGUAUUAAUAAUUGGUCCAAGGAUAAAUUGCGUGAAUUCUUGGAUGUCAGAAAAGUUCCUUACUCAAUAUUUACCACCAAACAUCAAUUAAUCAAGUUGGUGCAAAAGCACAAGUUUGAUCCAGUUCACGUUGAAACAUAUGCUUGGAUUGUUGAUGAUGUCUCUACUGAUUCUAUCAAGCAAUGGUUAAUUGAACAAGGUGAAAAUGUAGAAGGUACAAGAAAAGAUAUUGUGUCUGCCUUCCAAAAACAAUUUGAGUCUUUGAAAAAAGGAUUUAAGGAUGCUUUCAACAAUGUUGAUCUGCAAAUUCGUUUAUUUGCACCAGAUAUUAAUGGCUAUAAAAGGUACUUGCAGAAGAAAUUGAGUGAAGCUGAAUAUAAAAAGUUGACUGAAGACCAAAUUUCACAAGGUUUUAAAGUUGUUCAAGAAUAUUAUAAUCUGGCUGGUGAUGCUGCGAAGGAAGAAUUUACAAAGACAACUUAUUCAGCUGAGGAAGCAUUGGAUCAAAUUGAAGAAGCAUCAUACGAAUACUCACUUGAAUUCUUACGUAAGCUUGAAAAGGGAGAACAUGAUGUUACUAGUUUUAUCAAAGAUGCCCGAGUUGCAAGUAAAAGUUUUGCUUUGUCUUUAAUUACCAAAUUGAGAGAAAAUGCACAAAAAUUACAAACUGACGCGUUGAAUAAAGUUGGAAGCUGGUGGUAUGGUGCCAAGAGUGGAUUCAGCAACAAGGUUGACGAGGCCCAUCAGGUUGUAUUGGAUGUUCAUGACCAAGCCGUGAAUUACCAAGAACAAGUUGGCAGUCAAUACCUGUCUAUUAAGGCUGAAGCCGAUGAAAAGUAUGAUUCUAUUGCAAAGGAGGCUACUCAGCAAUACGAUACAGCUGUGCAAAAUGCUCAAGAACAAUACAAGCAGGCACAAGAACAUGUAUCUAAAUUUGCCGAUGACGUUGGGUCUCAGGCUACUCAAACUCAUAAAAAACUUGAAAAGGAUUAUGUGACUUAUAAAUCCAAGAUCUUUUCUUUCCUUACUAACGUCUACCGUGGUAUAAUGUAUCGUCUUUCGAUAUUCAAUAGCAAUGCCUAUGAUGCUGCAAAAUCGACAGGAGACGUAAUAAAUAAUCAGUGGAAUAGCGUUGUUCGUACUUACUCCAACGCCGAUUUGAAAGCCUAUCUCAGAUCAUUUGGUUAUAGCUACGAUUGGUUGUCAGCUUUAAACAGACGUGAAUUGUUGAGUUUGGCAACUUUCCAAAACAAAUUAUUCAGUGGAUAUGACAACUUGCAAAACUGGGAAAAAUCUGUUGGUGAAGUUUUAAAUGAUGCUAGUGAUGAAUUGAAAAUUAAAUUGGGAUUGAAAAAAGAACCCAAAAGCUUGAUUGCAAAAUUGAAGUCUGUAGUUGGUUUUUAG